Molecule: messenger RNA, 453 nt
Organism: Aspergillus bombycis
Lineage: Eukaryota; Fungi; Ascomycota; Eurotiomycetes; Eurotiales; Aspergillaceae
Product: low affinity iron transporter
Exons: 1
Coding region: 1-453 (150 amino acids)
Biological process (GO): transmembrane transport
Source: RefSeq, a predicted model, not a curated record
AUGAACGACGGCUUCGUGCUGCGCAACAUGCAGGCCCGUCUGCGCUGCUACGUGGACGCCGAAUACGCCGCCAUCACCGCCCACGACGCGAGCCUCUUCGCGACCGCCCGCAUGCCGGCUCCCAGUGACGAGGUCAUCGGCGGCGGCGGCGGUGCCUCGCUGACGCAGCGCGUGUCGGAGACGAUGGGGCGUGUGUGCGCGCACGAAAUCACGGUCGUGUUAGGGGUACUGACGAUCGUGGGCUUGCUUGCGGGCGCUAGCGCCAUGCGAUGGACGCUGACGGGCCAGUUGCUGUGUAACGUGCCGCCCAGCUUGAUCGAGUCGUUUUUCAUGAUUGUGUUGGUGACGGGGCACAAUUCGGCCGACGAUCGGAAACGGGUGGAUCUGAGAAAUACGUAUACGAGGCGGAUGCAGUUGCUAGGGUUGGUGAAUGCUGUCCAGUCGGUUUGGUGA